GCCGUCUGUUGCGUAAGUUUUCAACUCUGCGCUCAUUCCCUCGACAGUUUAAUCGUUGGAAGGAGAAGAUGGAGGCACGUUUUAAAUAGUAGGGACUAUUCAAGAUGGUGAUAAGGAUCCUAUUAAUCUCUGGCCUCAUAGCCGUCGCUUCAGCGGCGGUGAAGCUCCAAGAGAUGUACUCGUGGAACGUGUUGGAUUGGAACUACCCUGACCAAUACUCGAAGCAGCAAGCUCUUCAAACUGGGGGCCUCAUCCCGCAGAACGCUCUCCCCGUCGGUAUUGAGCGGUGGAGAAAUAAGCUGUUCGUCAGCGUUCCCAGGUGGCAACCCGGUAUUCCUGCUACUUUGAACUACAUUCCUUUAGAUGCUCCCUAUGAACCAUCACCAAAGCUGACUCCAUACCCAAGUUUCAAAGGCAACGAACUAGGCAACUGUGAGAGCGGUCUGACUACAGUUUACAGAGUCAAAGCUGAUAAAUGCGACCGACUCUGGGUUUUGGAUGUUGGCACUUACGGAUACGAUCCUAACGUGACCAAUGUCUGUCCUUAUUCCUUAAACGUAUACGACUUGAACACUGACCAGCGCAUCAGGCGAUACGUUUUCAGACCUGAGGACAUUGUUUCAACAACUUUCAUCGCAAAUAUAGCUUUAGACGAGGGUCACACCUGCGAUGACACUUUUGCCUAUUUCUCUGACGAGCUCGGCUAUGGCCUUAUCGCUUAUUCUUGGGAACAAAACAAGUCAUGGAGAUUCAGCCACAGCUACUUCAUGCCUGAUCCUCUUGUCGGAGAUUUCAACAUUGCCGGCCUUAACUUCCAGUGGGGCGCUGAAGGUAUAUUUGGUAUAACCACAUCUCCAAUGGGUGCUGAUGGUUUUAGAACACUUUACUUCAGCCCUCUAUCCAGUUACACAGAGUUCGCCGUUUCCACUCGAAUUUUAAGAGACGAAUCUAAAGUAACCGGUUCAUACCGCGACUUUAAGGUCGUCGGUUCCCGCGGACGUGACACACAUACCACUGCUAAGGUAAUGGACAGUACUGGUGUCCAACUUUAUAGCUUAAUCGAUCAAAAUGCUAUUGGAUGCUGGAACUCGGCCUUCACUUUAAAUCCACAAAAUACUGCCGUCGCUGAUAAGGACGACGUCGGUCUCGUGUUCCCUAGUGAUGUGAAAAUCGAUGAGGAAAGAAAUGUUUGGGUAAUUUCAGACAGGAUGCCCGUAUUUUUAGAAUCAGAAUUAAAUUAUGGUGAUAUCAACUUCAGAAUCUAUGUUGCGCCAUUAGACAAGCUAAUUGAAGGAACUGUUUGUGAACCUCAAGUGCCGAAGACAUUUCCAAACUUCGCUCCGCAAACACCUUUAUACAAUCCACGCCUAGAAACAAUUUCUCAAAUUCCACCACAAAUUUUCUUGCCCUCUACAUCUCAGAGGGGCUCAAAAACUUCUUUCAGCACCUUACCUUCCCAAAACGUAAUUCCAAAAGUAUCGAAUUCAUUGAUAUUUUCUAAGCAACCUUCUCAACCGUAUUUCAUCUCAUCAUCGCAGUCAGGUAUUGCAAACAAAAACCCAUGGUGGCUGAAAGAUUACCAGCUAUAAAAUUUAGGUAUUUCUCAAUGGAAGAGAAAAUCUCCUGAAUAUACAUAACAAUAAAUAUUAUCUCGUAAAAUGUAAUAUUUUUUAUCAAAGAAAGACAUUGUUUAAGGUGUGGUACAUACGCUAUAAUCAUCGAUAGCUUUUAUGUAUCAUUUUUUGUAUUUUUACAUAAGUUUUGUAUAAGUGUUGUAAAUCGAACUUAUCUUAUUUAUAUUUAGCGCGAUGCAUGU
Messenger RNA from Vanessa atalanta (red admiral), 1816 nucleotides. It is a transcript of the gene Y-y, whose product is annotated as protein yellow. The record is from RefSeq and is a predicted model, not a curated record. Gene Ontology annotation, cellular component: extracellular region. Bases 105 to 1589 code for a protein of 494 amino acids. The transcript is spliced from 4 exons. NCBI's taxonomy places the organism in Eukaryota, Metazoa, Arthropoda, Insecta, Lepidoptera, Nymphalidae.